UAGAUUUCCCACCCCUGGGUUUAGAAUUGCCACCCCAUUUAAAAGUGGGGAAAAACCAAUAUUGCCCCUCCGUGUUUUAGUCCGAAUGUAUAACAUUCGGACUCCUCCGAAUUUUCAAAUGUCGGACUCAGUUAAUAAUAGAACAAAACUAUCAAUUCAGAUUCACAUUUGUAACGGGACAGAACAUCAACUCUCGGACUGGUUCAGGAGAAGCGACCCAGAGGCACCCAAAUCGACCCACACAUCACGACCAAAAGCAACCAAGAAUCAUCUGUGAUUCAAAACCGACCACACUGAGGUAAUUUGUUGGAAUCCACGACCAAGAAUCAUGUGUAUUUUGAAUCAUGUGUAUUUUGAUGAGUUAGUGUUGUGAUUUCAAAUUUAGGGUUUCAAAUUUAGGUAUUUCAGAUUAGGUUAGGUUUCGAAUCCCUUUUUAUGAGUUGAUUUGGUGAAAUUUCAUUCCUAUUGUGAUUUCUGGGGUAUAUGGGGUUCUGAGGUGCGAAUUUGGGGAUAUUCGUACUCCGAAUCUUGAAGAUUCGGACUGGUUCAGGACUUCAAGAUUCGGACUGGUCCAGGACUUCAAGAUUCGGACUUGAGAGAUUCAGUACUGUCUCUCCUAUUGCUUCUGUUAUUGUUUUUCAUGAUAAGAUGAAUGGGGUGAAGAUAAUUUCCAUGCUUUUGGCUAUCUUAGGGUAGUGGUUAAGGACAUAACCAACUUGAGAUUUCACAUUUGAAUUUCAUAACAUUAUUUGAAUUGUAUUGAAAUUUCAUAACAUUAGUUUACUGUGUAUACUUGUGGAUUGCUUCAACUAGUUAGUUACUCAUUACAUAGCUAUUAAUCUGUUUUCCUUAUUUUUUCUGAUAGAUUAUGGCGAGGACAAAGCAAACUAAGAGGGUAUCGUCUGAAGAGUUGGCCGAUCGUCGUGCCUAUCUCCACGCUUCUCAUAGGCGAGGUGAUCAUGAUACAGAUGUGUCGACUUCUCGGAAGCGGGCUAGGAAGGGGGCUCUGAAGGCGACCACUGAGGUUCCUGCCCCUGCUACUGAGGUUCCUGCUACUCAGGUUCCUGAUACUGAGGUUCCUGCCCCUGCUACUGAGGUUCCUGCUACUCAGGUUCCUGCUACUGAGGUUCCUGCUCUCUCGACGCCUGAGGUUACUGCUACUGAGGUUUCUCCUCAGUCGACGCCUGAGGUUACCGCCCACGAUACUGUUGAGCCUUCCACCUCUUCACUUGAUAUUGAUGCAGUUGAGGAGUCGGAGUCGGAGUCGGGGUCGGAGUCGGGGUCUGAGUCUGAGAUUGAGGGUGAGGAUGUAGAGGUAGAGGAUCCGAAUAUGCCGCCGCUCCAGAGAGAUCCACCGUUUCCUGGUGGGCCGGUUGAGUUGUCACUUCUGCAGCAUUACCCGGAUCACAUAGCGCCGUGGACGUGGCAUACCCUACUAGGCACCACUGACCCUCGUUAUUCUGAGCGAGGUGAUUUGAGGCUUGCCACUGCUGGUACGAAGCUCGGGCUGAUGACGUGUGAGGGGGACAAUUACAGGGAGGUCCGCUUGAUUGUGGAGAGGAGCGGACUGUAUCCACUGGUCAGGUGCAGCUAUGUAGAGACGGAUCCAGGGCUUAUAUCGGCCCUUGUGGAGAGGUGGCACGAGGAGACUAGUAGUUUCCACAUGCCAUUUGGGGAGAUGACUGUCACCCUUGACGACGUCUCCGCUCUUCUUCACAUCCCGGUUGGUGGGAGAUUCUACACUCCAGGAGUGGCCUCGAGAUAUGAUGUGGCAGAGACCUGCGCUUUGCUGUUAGGGGGGGAUGCAGAUUUGUACAUGGCUGAGUUUGAUAAGCUUAGGGGUCCGACUAUGAGGUUCAGCUUCUUGCGAGACCUUUACCCGAAAGCUGUUGCAGAGGGGCGGUACGAGCAUGCAGCCAGGAUGUACCUGAUGCAUCUUGUUGGCGCGACAUUGUUCGCCGACAAGAGUGGGGGGCACUCAUUCUCCGCCCGUUGGAUAGGCAUGCUACAGGAUCUUGAGCGGGUGUCGGAGUUCGCGUGGGGCGCCAUGGCCCUUGCCACAUUGUACGACCAGCUUGGACAGUCUUCUCGCAGCGGGGUCAAACAGAUGGGCGGUUACACUUCCCUGUUGAUGGCCUGGGUCUUUGAGCACUUUCCAGACAGGCUCGUUCGCCGGUAUGCGAACCCGGCUUACACAGAGGACCAGCCCAGAGCUCGUAGGUGGACAGAGUCACGGUCGGGGCAUGCUAGGCUUGACGAGAGGCGAGUACUACUUGAUGAGUUGACGGCCGACGACGUCACUUGGACUCCAUAUGAGGCCCACAGGGAAUGGCGACAGCGGGAUGAGAGAGCUUUGUUCUCAGGCUACAUUCGGUGUCCCUAUCCCCCUGCUGUGCGACCUCAUCUUCCGGAGCGGGUCAUGCGACAGUUUGGGUAUAUACAGACGAUCCCGCGCCACCCUAGUGAGAUGGAUAGAUCUCCCGCAGCUGAGGCUGUUGAUGCGGCAUUCGCAGGUUAUGUGCAGUACUCAUUCCCUGAGGGCGACCCUGCUAUAGAGGAGGGACAGGCUGUGGGCGGUUACAUGGAUUGGUACGCUAGAGUGUCUCAUUGUUUCAUCAUACCGGAUGAGAGGAGGAUUGAUCUCAGUGCCGUGGCUGCUUUGCGUAGGGCUUUAGAAGUCCUUGAGUUGUCACUUGAGGUGGAUGAUGCUUUGCUGCCAGGCACACAGGCCCGCGCUUUAACGGAGAGAGCACUUCGCAUCCUCCAGGACUUGGCUGGGACACAGGGCAUUGCUUACGCUGCUGGGAGAGGAGGUCUGGGAGCAGGUGGCCGAGUAGGUGGCCGAGCCGGCGGCCGAGCAGGUGGCCGGGAGGGCGGCAGGGCAGGAGCCAGGGGAGGUCGUAGGGGUAGGGGAGGUCGUCGGGGUAGGGGACAGGCUGAAAGUGCACAUGCAAGCUUGAAGAAGAUGCUUAGGAAUGGCAAGGGUAACCUGUGCGAUUCAUGGGAAGCAAUUGAUAGGUUGACCAUUGUACGCCACAAUGCAAUACAAGCAUCGUUUGAGCGCAGUAUUAACAUUGUAGAGCACCGUUUCAAGUCUCCAAUGUAUAAGAAUAUGAGAGGAUUCGUUGCUAAACAUGCACUUCACCUAAUGUAUGAUGAACAAAACAGAUUUUGGGGUCAUGGUGAGAAAUGCGGUUGCGUGAUGAAAGUCACUCAUGGACUACCUUGCGCUUGUGCACUUCAGAGUAUUGCCUCAAUUCCGUAUGCAGCAGUUGAUCCAUUCUGGAAGAUACUUUCUUGGGAACAAGUGCCUGUUGUGGAGAGUCAAACCUCAAACAGUGGAUGCAUGCCGCUAGAGAUUGAGGCUUUGUGGGCUCAUUUCAAUACCUUGGAUGAUGCGGGCCAAAGUAUGCUGAGAAGGAAGCUUAAAGAGCUUUAUUGUCCUCAAAUCAGUUCAUUGUGUCCUCCUGAAGUGAAGAUAAAGCACAAUCAAUCGUCCAAGGAGAGGAAAACCAAACCUCCCAGAGGUCAAUCAAUAGGAUCCACCCAGCGUGACCUUUCACAUUGGGAACAUGUUGACAAUCAGACCAAAGAACAAGAAUCGAAAGCUAGCAAGAGGAAACCUAGGCUCACCAAAACUCCUAAAACAACUCCAACAUCGCAAGCUCCUAAGUCAAAGAACAAGAUGGCUAUGACGGCCACCGGCUCCAAAAUCUACUUACCGGAGUUGCCAUCUUUUUUAUGGCCAUAUAUACAUGAAGUGAUAGAUGUUGUCGGGGAUGGUAAUUGUGGAUACAGAGCCGUCGCUGCAUUGCUGGACCUUCAGAACGGUCAGGACGGUUGGCCUCGGGUUAGGGAAGAGCUGAUUGUAGAACUCACACUCUAUGAGAAACACUAUACACGCAUGUGGGGUUAUGAUGUGAGCCACUAA
Molecule: messenger RNA, 3931 nt
Organism: Lotus japonicus
Lineage: Eukaryota; Viridiplantae; Streptophyta; Magnoliopsida; Fabales; Fabaceae
Exons: 5
Coding region: 869-3931 (1020 amino acids)
Biological process (GO): meristem development; meristem maintenance
Source: RefSeq, a predicted model, not a curated record